This is a messenger RNA of Rubroshorea leprosula, 1287 nucleotides long. NCBI's taxonomy places the organism in Eukaryota, Viridiplantae, Streptophyta, Magnoliopsida, Malvales, Dipterocarpaceae. The record is from the annotation of a GenBank genome assembly.
CAUCCCCAGCUCACGAGAUAUAACCCAAGAGCUAGCUAGUUGCAUAGAAGAGAGAAAGCCCUUGUACUUCCUCUGCGUUCUUCCUUGGCUCUUAAACAAAGUCAAUCAUAUUCCAUUGCACUUACCAUGGCUGCAAUGACCAACGAGCAGUGGGCGUUUGCAUUUGGCAUCUUAGGCAACAUCAUCUCAACCCUGGUAUUCCUGGCUCCAGUUCCAACAUUUUAUCGAAUUUACAAGAAAAAAUCGACAGAAUGCUUCCAGUCAUUGCCUUACCAAGUUGCAUUAUUCAGCUGCAUGCUUUGGCUCUACUACUCUUUGCUCAAGGGGAUAUCCAGUGCCUUUCUUCUGGUCACCAUAAACUCUUUCGGAUGUGUAGUUGAAACCAUUUACCUCACCAUGUUCUUUUCUUAUGCCUCAAGAAAAAGUAGGAUCUCCGCAAUGAAUCUCUUUGCUUUCAUGAACGUGGGUCUAUUCUCUUUAAUUCUUAUCCUCACACACUUUGCCAUCAGAUCAGCUCCAGCAAGGAUCUCUGUUCUUGGCUGGAUUUGUGUUAGCAUUUCUGUCAGCGUCUUCGCUGCACCUUUGAGCAUUGUGGUACGAGUUAUAAGAACAAAGAGUGUAGAGUUCAUGCCCUUCAACUUAUCAUUCUUCCUCACAUUAAGUGCGAUUUUUUGGUUUGCUUAUGGAAUGCUCAAGAAGGACUUAUGUGUUGCGCUUCCGAAUGUUGGAGGAUUCAUCUUGGGGACGCUCCAGAUGCUUCUCUACGCAAUGUAUAGAAACAACAAAGGGGUCAUAGAUGAGAAGAAGAUUCCGGAAAACACGAAGAACGUCACCAUGGUGACUACAAUUGUCCCGGACGAAGCUUUUGUAGUGGAUAUACAUGUCGAGGAAGAUGCAAACGAGAAGGAAAAAAAAGAGGAAACAGUAGAGAAAAAGGACGAAAGCAAGGAAGCUUCUGGUGACCAGAAUGAAUGCCAAGUUUGAUGUUCACAUGUAUGAUGUUGCCCAUUAAUCAAGAAUUUACCCUUUAUUGUUAUGGCCCCCUAUUUUUAUCUCUUUCCAACUUUCCCUCUUCUCCAUGCAACCAUAUUCUGGCUUUCAGCACCGAAUAAGUGAUCCACACAACCACAACCUUCUUGCUUUUGUCCUUAUUUAUACAGAGAGAAAUUAUCUGGGGGCCGCUAAAUAUAAAUGACAUUUAUUUUGUUUUGGCCCCUGUUAGCCCUAUCAAUACUUGACAUAUUGUACUAUUAUUUGGUGUUAUAAGAAUUAAUGACUUGCCCCAGC